This is a messenger RNA of Cinara cedri, 1754 nucleotides long. Lineage: Eukaryota; Metazoa; Arthropoda; Insecta; Hemiptera; Aphididae. The record is from the annotation of a GenBank genome assembly.
AUGUAUAAUUUCACAUUAUUAUUGCUGUGGAUAUUGAUCGCAACUGGAACUAAUGGAACAGAGCAUUCUGUCGAAAAAACAGCAUUAAAAUUGACGCCCAUGAUACGUGCUGGUCAUAUUAUCGAGGCCCGUAAAGCUUGUAAGGUUGAAGGACUUUCAGAAAAAGUGAAGUCUAUCGAGAGCUACUCCGGUCACCUGACCGUAGACGAUAUUCACAACUCAAAUCUGUUCUUCUGGUUUUUCCCGGCUAUGAACGGUGCUGCCGAAGCCCCUGUCUUGUUAUGGCUGCAGGGCGGCCCGGGCAUACCCAGUCUGUACGGCUUGUUUGAAGAGCACGGCCCGUUCUCCGUGUCCGAAGAAUCCGGAACGAUCGAACUGCGCAACCAUACAUGGGUGUCCACACACUCGAUGUUGUACGUGGACAACCCGGUGAACACAGGCUACAGCUUCUCUGAUGAUGACGCAGGUUACAGUAAAAACCAGACCGAAAUAGGUCGCAACAUGUACGAAGCGCUGUUACAGUUUUUCACGAUGUUCCCCGAGUACCAGAAAAACGACUUUUACGUGACCGGUGAAUCUUAUGCCGGCAAGUACGUGCCGGCUGUGUCAUACGUAAUCCAUAAAAAUAACCCUAAUGCGUCACUUAAAAUCAAUCUCAAGGGAAUGGCAAUUGGCAACGGUUUAAUUGACCCUAAGCUUCAAGCACUUGUUCAUGGCGAGACUCGAUACCAACGCGGAUUCAUCGACGGUAAAAAUAUGAUGCAUAUUGUGAAUUUUAGAUUCUGAACGUAACGAUGAUUAGAUUUGGAUGGUUUUACCAUGAUGUGUGAUGAUUGUUUUUUUUCGGAUAGUUUAAAACAUUCCUAACAUUCGUAAAAUGAUAAUAAACUUUUUUUAAUUUCAUUUUUCUAUCCUUAACGAAGGAAUAAUGGGAAUUUUACGAAAGUUUCGUUCAAUUUUAAGCUCAAUAUAGUUUUUUUUUUCUAUAUAGAAUAAUGCUUUUCAUUCAUACAAUUAUUUAUAAUUUCGUUACGCUUUUAGAUCUCCAUUACAAUAAAAUAAAUUACAAUAUUAUAUGGCUUAUUUAGUUUUAAAUCGUUACAGAUUAUACGAAAAAUGAGAUCGAAAAACUGGAGCGGUCGUUCAGCGACCGAAUCGAUGCCGGUGAUUUCAAAAAAGCUAGUAUUCUAUAUAACAUAGUAAUGAUGGUUUUUGAUUCGCGAACUAGACUCUAUACCUACAAUUGCAUACCAAAUACAUACAAUACGCUGUCCGACCAGUUUGUAUCCGCCGUUACACAUCGUUGGGUGAAAUAUUUAAACGACUCGAUUGUUCGCACCGCGUUGCAUGUUAUAGGGAAUCAACCGUUAAAAUACGAACUUUUUAAAGUUUUGAGGUUCCUCGAAGACCAUAUGCAAUCGGUGAGCCCGUGGCUGAGUGCCUUGCUCGACGACGGCCGGUACCGCGUACUAUUGUACUCGGGACAGUUCGAUCUGGUCGUGCCAUACUCGGGUACAGUGAGCAUGGCCCGAUCACUACGGUGGUCCGGUGCCGAGCAUUUCAAGAACGCGACGCGCACAAUUUGGCGCGUGCGCGGCCUCGAGAACACCACCAAUGUGGCCGGUUACGCGACUUCGUUCGGACCGCUCACCUUGUUGCUGGUCAGGAAUGCCGGUCACAUGGUACCGGUCGACCAACCGGCCCGGGCGCACGAAAUGAUCACCCGUUUCACGUCCGGCGAACCGUUUCAAUAA